Didymosphaeria variabile is the source of this 747-nucleotide messenger RNA. RefSeq lists its product as uncharacterized. The coding region runs from base 1 to 747 and encodes 248 amino acids. Lineage: Eukaryota; Fungi; Ascomycota; Dothideomycetes; Pleosporales; Didymosphaeriaceae. The record is from RefSeq and is a predicted model, not a curated record. The transcript is spliced from 2 exons.
AUGGCGCCAAUUGAGGAGCCCGACACCAAUCUACUUCACGUCACGCGCAUAUCGCAAUAUCGCAGAAGUCUUCUCCCCCUCCUCCUAAGCUACUACCCUCCCGCCAAAGGCGUUGUCCUCGCCUACGAAGACGUCUCGCUCUCCUCCCAACCGCCCAAAACCGCCUCCUCAUCCGCCAACAAGUCAAGUCGCAGACACGCCGGAGAUGCAGACGCAGACGCAGACGACCUCGAACGCAUCGCAGAGCAAGAAGAAGGCGUCGUCCUCACCCGCUGCGUAGACGAGUACAUGGCGCCCUACGUCUGGGCCACCGCUUCGCUGCUUAUCUGGCGGCCUGCUCCCAAUAGUUACUUAGACGCGACGCUCACGCAUCAAUCUGCCACGCACAUCACGCUCGCGCACCUUAACACUUUCGCUAUUACCGUGCUCAAGGAGAGUCUGCCGGCGGACUGGACAUGGCAUACGGAGAAGGCGAAUAAGAAGAAGAAGGGGUUUGAUGGGCUAGUUGCGGACGAAGGCGGGUGGUGGAUGGACGGGGAGCUGAAUGAAAUUAGGAAAGGGUUACCGAUGAGGGUUAGAGUGCGGGAGUGGGAUGUCAGGGGUGGGAAGGGGAAGGGCGUGUUGCGGGUGGAUGGGAGUUUGCUUAGUGUUGAGGAAGAGAGGAGUAAGGUGGCUAAGAAGGCGGGGAAGGCGGUGGUGGGGAGGAACGCAAGGGUGACGGGGGGAGAGGUUAUGGAGGUGGAUUGA